CUACUAGGCGGGACGAAACACACGAGACACAUAUAAACCAGCAGACCCUUUUGUUUCUGUCUGUCGAUUCGAGCCUGAGUUGAAAUAGUGGUAAACAUGGCGGAGGCAGACCGACCGGGGAAGCUCUUCAUCGGUGGCCUCAACACUGAAACUAGCGAGAAAGUCCUUGAAGCAUAUUUCAGCAAAUUCGGCAGAAUAGCAGAAGUUCUGUUGAUGAAGGAUCGUGAAACAAACAAAUCUAGAGGUUUCGCCUUUGUAACCUAUGAGAAUCCUGGCAACGCAAAAGAUGCAGCAAGGGAAAUGAAUGGAAAGCCCCUUGAUGGAAAGCCUAUUAAAGUAGAACAGGCCACAAAACCCCAGUUUGAGUCUUCAGGGCAUCGCGGUCCACCAACAGUUCAUCCACGGAGCCGUGGCCCUGCCAGAGGACCACGAGGGUCCAGAGGAGCACCAAGCAGAGAACCCUAUUUUAAAGGCAUGUCGUCCAGAGGCCCACCAAUGAAGAGAGGCCCCCCAGUGCGGAAUGGAGGCCCUCCACCCAAGAGAUCUGCACCAUCGGGGCCAGUGGGCAGACCACCAUUGUCAAGGGACAGGGAUCCAUAUGGCCCCCCUCCACGCAGAGAAUUGCUGAUUUCAAGGAGGGAUGAUGGUCCUCCACCGCGUGAUGACCACUAUAGUACUAGAGACGGUUACUCCAGCCGUGACUUCAUGAGCUCGCGUGACACCCGGGACUAUGCUCCACCACGAGAUUACCCAUACCGGGAGUAUCCGAGCCAUUCCAGUUCCAGAGAUGAAUAUGGGUCAGGGUCCAGAGGUUACAGUGAUCGUGAUGGAUUCGGUGGUGGACGAGAGCCCAGGGGUUAUAUGGAGCGGCUGAGUUCAGGCUCCUACAGAGACCCUUAUGAUGGUUACGGUAACUCUCGAAGCGCCCCACCCUCAAGGGGUCCCCCUCCAUCCUACAGUGGGAGUGGUGGAAGCAGUCGUUAUGACGACUAUGGCAGCAGUUCCCGGGAUGGAUAUGGCAGUCGCGACCGUUAUCCCAGCAGUCGGAGUGACCCAUACUGCAGUAGUCGUGGUGACCGACCGGGUAGGCAAGAGCGGGGACCACCUCCCCCUCUUGAUAGAGGCUAUCCUCCUCGUGAAUACAGAAGCUCAAGCCGUGGGAUGCCUCGGGGUGGUGUCCGUGGAGGCGGUCGGGCAGAUAGAGGAAUGGCCCGGAGCCGAUACUGAAAUGGACUCUGGGGGGUGGACAUGGACAAAUGAUCUUUCGUUGAGACGGUCGAAAAAAAAAAAAAGUGUCCUUUUAAACUCUGGAUUUUGUGCUUCAGUUUCAAGCUGUACCCAAACUUGUGAAGGUUAUUUUUUUUUUUAUUAUUUUUCCUCCCUUUUAAAUGCUAAGUUGAUUUCUUUCCCCUUGCCCUUCCAUUUUAAUGGUACCAUUACAAAUUUAAGUGAGUGUUAUUGUUUUGUACACCAGUGAUGUUAAACCUGCAAUGCCCAGAAGAAUGGCUUUCAUUUACCAAUAAAGUUUUUAAACAAAGA
Messenger RNA from Myxocyprinus asiaticus (Chinese sucker), 1539 nucleotides. RefSeq names its product RNA-binding motif protein, X chromosome-like. The record is from RefSeq and is a predicted model, not a curated record. Lineage: Eukaryota; Metazoa; Chordata; Actinopteri; Cypriniformes; Catostomidae. Gene Ontology annotation, cellular component: spliceosomal complex. Bases 97 to 1227 code for a protein of 376 amino acids. Gene Ontology annotation, molecular function: RNA binding. Gene Ontology annotation, biological process: positive regulation of mRNA splicing, via spliceosome. The transcript has 9 exons.